CUUCCCGCCAAAACUAGAGCUCACAAUCAAAAUGAUUCAAUCGACAGGUCUGAAAACUUUGGUUGCUGUUCUCCUUUCCGUCGGAGUAGCACAAAGCUCCGCCGCCACCCGAGAGCCACAAUAUGUGACGCUUCCCUCACUUCGAGAACAGCUUGCUAUCACCGACGCUUGGCGUUCUGAACGCAUUGCUAAUAUUCCCAAUAUCCUCAAGAAAUACGACGUCGAUGCAUGGCUCAUAUCACAACACGAACACGCCGAAGACACGGUCUUCUGGUCCCUGAAACGCGCCACCCAAUUCGCCGCCCGUCGCCGCACCCUCCAGCUCUUCCUCGCCUCUCCGGCCCCCGGUCUGCAGUCCUCGUAUUCAUGGAUCGAUAACACGCCCGAGGUCUGGUCUAACUUACUCGACGUUCUAGAAGCGCAGGAUGCGAGGAGUAUUGUCGUUAAUGUUGAUGCUGAGAUUGCGUUUUCCGGGGGCAUGCAUGCGGGGGAACUGGUCGAGAUCCAGAGACGGGUGGGCGAGAAGUGGCAGAGCAGGUUCGUGGCGGAACCGAUGGUGGGAGUUGAGGUUGUGGGGACGAUGCCUCGGGGGAAGGAGGGGGAUCGGUUGAAGUGGUAUAAGGGGUUGAUGGAGACGGCUUGGGCGAUGAUUGGGGAGGCGUUUAGUGAGAGGGUUAUUACGCCUGGGUUUACCACUACUGAGGACGUCGAAUGGUGGCUUCGAGAUAAAGUCCAAGCGAUGAACUACACGACCUGGUUCCAGCCAGACGUGAGCAUCAUCGGGAAAGACGAUUUCGGAGACCCGAACCCUUCUCCUAUCCAGCCCAAGAAUGUGAUCCAUUACGGGGACUUGCUGCAUGUCGACUUCGGCGUUACGGCUAUAGGUAUGAACACGGAUACCCAGCAUCUAGCCUAUGUUCUAUACCCGGGCGAGACCGAGAAAGACAUUCCUCAAGGUUUCAGAGUUGGAUUGAAGAAAGCCAAUCGAUUGCAAGACAUCGUUAGGGAGAAUAUGAAAAUCGGAAUGACUGGAAAUGCGAUCCUGACCAAGAGCUUGGAACAAAUGAAGAACGAGGGGUUUGACGGAAGAGUCUACUGCCAUCCGAUCGGCGACUGGGGGCAUUCGGCCGGGACAUUGAUCGGGAUGUUCAAUCUGCAAGACGAAGUGCCGGUUCUCGGGGAUUUGCCGUUGCUUAAUCACACGUACUACAGUGUGGAGUUGUAUGCAGAACAUUUCGUGCCCGAGUUGAAUAAGACGUUGAACUUCUACUUGGAAGAAGAUGUUCAUUGGGUUGACGGGGAUCAGUGGGACUGGGUUUGGGGGAGACAGGAAAAUUUCCAUCUGAUUCACUCAAAAGCGGCCAAUCAGGAAGGCUUCUUCGUACAAGAGCUGUGAGCAGGGGUAUCGGGAUAUAGGGAUAUAGGUGAUGCAAAUGUAAAUGCAGACCAGGAUCAGAUCUCAAAACCAGCAUUGAAUGCAUGCAUCGUAAACAGUUAUCUGGGUAACACA
This is a messenger RNA of Mollisia scopiformis, 1510 nucleotides long. RefSeq names its product putative lipo protein. Lineage: Eukaryota; Fungi; Ascomycota; Leotiomycetes; Helotiales; Mollisiaceae. The record is from RefSeq and is a predicted model, not a curated record. The transcript is spliced from 4 exons. The coding region runs from base 32 to 1396 and encodes 454 amino acids.